Messenger RNA from Nerophis ophidion (straightnose pipefish), 1721 nucleotides. RefSeq lists its product as uncharacterized. The record is from RefSeq and is a predicted model, not a curated record. The transcript has 2 exons. NCBI's taxonomy places the organism in Eukaryota, Metazoa, Chordata, Actinopteri, Syngnathiformes, Syngnathidae. The coding region runs from base 113 to 970 and encodes 285 amino acids.
AUUAGCUGGGUUUGUACAGUGUAACCCGUCUGCUGACCCAAGAAGAGGUGAGACCUUUUUUUUUUUUUUUUUACAGUGGAAUAGGGUUGGAGUGUCACUUACUGUACACUUCAUGCAGCUAAAACUUCUCUGCAGGACAAUGAUGGUAUUUGAAUUAUGGCUAAGGCAAGGUGUGCUUGUGCUCAUGCUGAGUCUACAUGGAGUCAAUAUGGAGCACCUCCAAGCUGAGAACUUGUAUCUCCUACCUCUUGAUCAGCACAAUGUUGUCCUGAACCAGGGAAUGAGAGUGCUGCCAAGGGACUGUCAUGAAAUGCUGGUGACCUCUUCAGGUAAUGCUAGAGACGGGGUCUACCUAAUCCAACCUCGGGACACCCGCAUUGUAGCGUAUUGUGCCAUGCAGGAGGGCGGCUGGACCAUUGUGCAGCACAUCACCGUCAACAGCAGCGUCAGUUUUGACCGCUUCUGGACUGACUACAAGCACGGCUUUGGGGACAUCACGGGAGAUCACUGGCUUGGAAACGAAUACCUUCAUCAGCUCACAGGAGGCCCGGGGCACUACACGCUUGGAGUCAAACUAGUGGACCGAGAUGCCAUCACAAAGACGGGAGAGUACGACCCUUUUCUGGUGGAGGAUGAAUCAUCGGCAUACAGGCUGAGGCUGGGGCUGUACCAGGGCACAGCUGUGGAUGCCCUCACCCUGGACACGGAGAACUACCUGCACGACAACCAGAAAUUCACCACAAAGGACCGAGACAAUGAUAACUACUUCCAGAACUGUGCCAAGCUGGAGUUCCAGGGGGUUGCAGGAGGGGGUUGGUGGUACGACGCAUGCGCAGGUGCCAAUUUGAACCGCAGGAAUGUCAUCUACUGGCAAAAAGACUGCAACAAGGAGCGGCUGUGCAAGUAUGCAUGGAUGAUGGUCAGACCCUCACAGACUCCUAAAAUCAUUCACAGUAAAGACGAGCUAUGAGGACACUUUCCAUCAGGGGUAAACUAGCAACACAAGCGUCAACUCCUAAUAGAUGAUAGAAACACAUUUAUUUAGAAAAAACAUGAUUGAACAUGAUCAAGAUAUACAGAACAUUACAACAAUGUUUUGCCUGUACAUAAGUGUACAUUGCAAAGUGUAGGAUCCCAUCAUUUCACCAAAAGUACUUGGUAAUGUGUUUGGCCACAAUACUUCAAAAUGAUGAAAGCAUUGAAAAACUAGAACAGUAAUCUAGUACUAAAAUAAAAUAUACUGAGGAACAGUUUUCAAAGUGUGAAACCAGCCCCCCCUGGGAGGCGCCAGAGGACCACCAACAGCUUGAGAACACUAUUUUGGGUGGUGUUUAUAAAAUUGCCUUGAAAUGUAUAUACUGUACGGUGAAUGUGAGGAAAUCAUGUUUUACCAUCUUUUACAGCCCAGCUGGACAAAACAUUAUAUUAAGAACAGAAGCAAUAUUAGCUAUAUAUACAGCCAGUGUACAGUACAGUAAAGAAAGGUGUUAGGGGAGGCUACAACUGUUUCACACUUUUGAAUAAAAAACUAAACUAUACUGCUAAAGCUCCCUUUGUUGACAUUUCUUCCUAUAACUGAUUUGUAUUUGGAUUGGCUAAAAAAAAAUGCUGGACUGGCUGGACUUCAGUCAUAAGGUUUUAAUUCCUAUAACAUGUAUAGUAUCUUUGUUGUCCAAUGCAAAGUAUGUAUCUCCAUUUGUCUAUGAAUAAAACAAUAAAUA